This is a messenger RNA of Mizuhopecten yessoensis (Yesso scallop), 1337 nucleotides long. RefSeq names its product transmembrane protein 256 homolog. The transcript has 4 exons. The coding region runs from base 165 to 611 and encodes 148 amino acids. The record is from RefSeq and is a predicted model, not a curated record. NCBI's taxonomy places the organism in Eukaryota, Metazoa, Mollusca, Bivalvia, Pectinida, Pectinidae.
CACUUGUUUCACCGGAAGUGAACUUCUUCUCAAUGUGAUUUUGUGGUUUCCACUUGCAUUUCAAAAACGCUUUGACAGCUCCUAAGACGAAGCAUACUUGAAUACUAGUGUGUGUGUCAAGGACGCUUUACGAGUGACUGUUGGUGGCCAUUAGUGAGCUGAAUAUGCAAUCUGUCACGGACAGUGUUAAAACACUGUACAAUUUUCUCCCGGCCGUCCUUCCAAAACAAAUCAAAGAAGUAGAAACAGUGAUAAUUCGUGAGAGCACCAUGGCUUUAGCAGGUAGAAACUUCGUGAGAUUGGCAGGAUUGUCAGGAUCUGUGGCAGUAUGCAUGGCUGCAUAUGGAGCUCAUGGUAUGAGCAAAGCAGAGGAAAAGAAGAAAAGGAUCUAUGACAUAGGUAAUAACUUCCACCUGAUCCAUUCUGUGGCUUUGUUAGGAACGCCAUUAUGUAAUCGACCAAUAUUGGUCGGAGGUUUGAUGACUAUGGGAACGCUGGUGUUUUGUGGGAGCUGUUACGUGUACUCGCUGACAGGAAAUGACCGAAUAAGAUACGUGACACCCUACGGCGGUAUGAUGUUGAUUGUCGCGUGGCUUCUGAUGGUACUGUAAUACGUACAGGUCACAGAAAGUAACAGCAGUUCACCAAGGAUUGAGACAAGUGAACUAAGAAGUAAAGAGUGAAUAAUGUCUAACUUAUUGGAUUGUAUAUAUGUGUCCACUGUCCAGUGUGUGAUAUGUCGUUAUUGAAUACGGAGACAGCAUUUAUUGGAGCACCUUCAGCCAUUAUAGCCUAGUUCUGGUUUAAAGUGUAAAAUGGCACAUAUAAUUGUAUUACAAAUAUCAUUUGGCCCCGUUGACUCCUUUAAUUUGUUGAACUUUAAAAAUCAGAUACGUGUGUAUGGAUUCGUUGGUGAUUCAUGAUCAAUCAUGGAAUCGUCACACAUACUUGCCUAGUUUACAGUAUUUGUGUGUUAAAUAAGAGGCCUGACAACUGUAACUACAAAAACAGUGGAGUUUUAACUUGACAUUUCAUUAAAAAAAUACACGUAUGUGUCCAUAUAUAUCGAUUAUAGAUACUGUAUCAAUGGUAUGAUGGAGAUGAGCCAGUCAAAUGUUACAGCAUGCUAAGUUAUAUUUUAUUACAUUCUACAUAUGUGUAGAUAUAUUUCUGUCUGUAUCGAGUUGUUUUGAUAGAUAUAUGUAAUGCACCAAACUAUGAGAACAAAGAUCACAUCUUAUUCUUAAAUUUCAUUUUUGCUUGGAUACAGACAGUGGAAAGAAACAGGGAGUUUCUGAGAGAAUGAUUUCAAUAAAGAGCUUUGUAUUCUUAUGAGG